Messenger RNA from Kickxella alabastrina, 819 nucleotides. RefSeq lists its product as uncharacterized. The record is from RefSeq and is a predicted model, not a curated record. The transcript is spliced from 2 exons. Lineage: Eukaryota; Fungi; Kickxellomycota; Kickxellomycetes; Kickxellales; Kickxellaceae. Bases 51 to 758 code for a protein of 235 amino acids.
CAAUAGCGCAGAGGCUGCUGCCGCCGCCGCCGCCGCCGCCGCCGCAGCUUAUGGGUGCGCGCCGUGGCUGCAAUGGGCUGAUGCGCCGGGCGUUUGCCCAGCGGUCGGUGGGCGCCGAGCAGCUGUGCGCGCCGCUUGCGCGCCGCUGCGAGGCUCUGCGGGCGCCCUGGGUCGACGCGGUGGUGCGCGACGCCGCGGCCGUGUGGAUGCGCCACUUCGAGCACCUGUACUUCUUGAUGAUCAAAUCAGGCGCUCCCGGAAGGGCCACCCGCCGCGACGUGUUGAGCGCGUGGGCUGCGGCGCAGGCGCAGGCGCCUAGCGAUCCAAAGGCGCCUAGCGAUCCAAAGGCGCCAGGCGAUCCAAAGGCACUAAAGACGCCAAGCGCCAAGACGGAGCCGCGGUAUGCGGCGCUGCGGCGGCUGGCGCUGGUGGACACGAAGAGCCAGGCGGGGGCGCGGGGUACGCCGGUGCCAAGCACGGCUGUGCGGGCAUUGGCCGUGGCGCUGCGCAUGCGCGUGCAGGCCGUCGGCGGCCUGAGCGAGCUCUCCAAUGGCGAUGCGCUGUGGGAAGACGUCGGGACACGUUUGUGCCGUGAGCUUGGGUCGCUGCUGGCUGCUAAGGAGGCGGUCGACUGCGAGUGGGAUCUAAUCCAGCUGCGAGGUGAUCUGGCCCAUGUGCUGACAGACCACUUAGCCCUUGCGCCGGAUGUUGCCGAGUCAAUGGUAUCCGAAUGCACAAAGAGUGUGGGACAAGACUAAAUAGCUUAAACUCAGGGGGGAGGGGGUUUGAUUUUCAAAUAACAAUAUCUUUCUCUACCAA